Olea europaea var. sylvestris is the source of this 3046-nucleotide messenger RNA. RefSeq names its product CLP protease regulatory subunit CLPX1, mitochondrial-like. The coding region runs from base 408 to 2159 and encodes 583 amino acids. NCBI's taxonomy places the organism in Eukaryota, Viridiplantae, Streptophyta, Magnoliopsida, Lamiales, Oleaceae. The record is from RefSeq and is a predicted model, not a curated record. Gene Ontology annotation, molecular function: ATP hydrolysis activity; ATP binding; ATP-dependent protein folding chaperone. Gene Ontology annotation, biological process: proteolysis; protein catabolic process; protein folding. Gene Ontology annotation, cellular component: mitochondrial matrix. The transcript has 16 exons.
GCAGGCAUUGGAUAUUUUGAGUCAUCUUUCCUUCCUCAGAACUUCCAAACCAGUUACUGUCACGAAGAAGUCUCCAAAGUCUUUACGACAUCGUUUUACUGAUAUUUUAUCUGAGUUUAACCCUUUCCUUUCCUUCCCCCCAAAUAUUUCCCGGAAAAAAUAAAUCCUUAAAUCUCAGUUUCGUUGAAUCCCAAACCCAUAUUCGAAUUAUCAAUAUACUCUAAAAAUCCUUUUUUUACACCGUUUUCUUCGCGUUACUGUCUAAAUUCUUGGAAAGUUCCUUAAAUCUUUAAAAUCUUAUCGCAAUUCACUUAAAUUUUCACUUUUUUCCCCAAACUCAUCUCUAUUAUCACUCUAAACGUCAAAAAUCCAUUUUUUAAAAUUAAAAUUUAUUUUUUUAUGCUGCCAUGGCUGCUGUUUUAAGGUCGAAAUCAUCGCGAGAUACUGCUUCGUUUGCUUCCUCGCAGCUCAGAAAUUACAUUCAGAACCAUAUCCACGCGGGUCGGACUACCCUUUUCCAACGGAGUGCCAGAACGGGACUUGAUAAUUAUUUGAAUAAUUAUAAUUUCAUCUCAGGCUCUCCCUUUAAUUUCACACCAUUCAAGCCCAUCUCUCUGCGCGGCGAAUAUGUCGAUAGUGGCCGGAGGAAUUUUCCGACUUCUUUUAGGAUUAAGAGGAAAGUUGACAACUUUAGCUCCCAAGGGGACCCGCCUGAGGUCAGGCAGCCUCCUGGAACGGAUGGAACUGUAGUGCGCUCGGAAGUUAAAUUUAUUCAGAUGAGUGAAGGGGCUGGACCAAGUACGGGCUCUGGUGGUGGGUUUGGGUCGGGCUCCAAGGAUGAGUGCUGGGUUGGAUCCAAUUUUGGCCUGAAUUUUCCAACUCCUAAAGAAAUCUGUAAGGGGCUGGAUAAAUUUGUGAUAGGCCAGGAUAGAGCUAAAAAGGUCCUUUCUGUAGCAGUUUAUAAUCAUUACAAGAGGAUAUAUAAUGAUUCGGCUCAAAGGUCUGCAGGGAGUACAGAUAGUGUGAAAGUGGAUGGAACUGAUAACGAGACAGUAGAACUUGAGAAAAGUAACAUUCUACUAAUGGGACCAACAGGCUCAGGGAAGACGCUACUUGCCAAAACUUUGGCGCGGCUGGUGAAUGUUCCCUUUGUCAUUGCCGAUGCUACUACACUUACUCAGGCAGGAUAUGUUGGGGAAGAUGUGGAAUCCAUUUUAUAUAAGCUACUUACGGUUGCUGACUAUAAUAUUGCAGCUGCACAGCAAGGCAUAGUUUAUAUUGACGAAGUUGACAAAAUCACGAAAAAGUCUGAGAGCCUCAAUAUCAGUAGAGAUGUGUCGGGAGAAGGUGUCCAGCAAGCAUUGUUGAAAAUGCUCGAGGGGACUGUGGUCAAUGUCCCAGAGAAAGGAGCUAGGAAGCAUCCUAGGGGUGACAAUAUUCAGAUUGAUACAAAAGACAUUCUCUUUAUAUGUGGUGGUGCCUUUAUUGAUUUGGAAAAAACGAUCUCAGAAAGGCGUCAUGAUUCUUCUAUUGGUUUUGGUGCACCUGUACGGGCAAACAUAAGGACAGGCCACGUUACAAGUGCUGCUGUGGCAUCAUCUUUACUAGAAACCGUUGAAAGUAGUGAUCUAAUUGCAUACGGCCUAAUACCUGAGUUCGUUGGACGAUUUCCCAUCCUUGUUAAUUUGGAAGCACUUACUGAAGAUCAACUUAUUCAGGUUUUAAUGGAGCCUAAAAACGCUUUAGGGAAGCAGUAUAAGAAGAUGUUCCAAAUGAAUGACGUGAAGCUUCGUUUCACUGAAGAUGCAUUGAGAUUGAUUGCUAGAAAAGCAAUAACCAAGAAUACAGGAGCUCGGGGUUUGCGAUCUAUGCUAGAGAAUGUUUUGAUUGAUGCUAUGUAUGAGAUUCCUGAUGUUAGAACAGGAGAUGAUAUAAUAGAUGCUGUUCUAGUAGAUAUGGAAUCCAUUGGAUCUGAGAAACGUGGUUGCGGGGCUAAAAUCCUUUAUGGUAAGGGGGCACUGGACCGCUAUCUUUCAAAACACAAGUUAAAGGAUUCAGAGUAUUGCAUGGAUGUUUAUUUUGCGUUACAGGCAUCUGCGGAUGGGUCUGAAGGAGAAUCUGAGGUGGAACCGGAACUUCCUUCAAUUGUUGCAUUGUAAACUUCCGAUGAGCGCAGGUUGUUGAUGUUAUCAAGAAAGUUUGCCGUUCACUAGCAGACGAUGAGUGGCAGCAGCGGCUAGUGGUGGUGGCCGAGCAGGGUUGACGUUUAUAUUCUGCCAUUGGCUGCUGGUAAGGUCGCUAGCAGAAGUCAAGCUGGUGCUUAUGUAUUGAAUAAUUGGCUUAUUUUAGGGAUCAAGUUGUUUGGUCUGGCAAGUGGGGACUAGAAUAACCUAGGAAGACUUGGCAUGGUCCACAGGACAUAAUUUGAGGCAGUUGCAACUCUUGACCUUGUAAACAUUUUGGCAUGGUUAUAUUCUCUUUGUGGGUCUUCAACUUCUUUAAACGUUUUAGUGGACGUUUGACAAAGCUUUUAAGGGCUUAUAAGCUGUGAAUCUCAAGAAAUGAGUGAAUAAAAAGUAUGUUUGAUGAGAUUUAAAAAGAAAAGUUGAGCUUCGCCAAGCAUGUUCGAAGGUCAAGCUGUCCUAGUACAAUUGCGGCGAUAAAAAAAUCUUUCCUCUCGAGGUUUCAAGGCGGAAUGUUUUCUUAUACCCCACAAGGUUGAUAGAUACAUGUCUACAAUGUUAAGAUGAUCGGCUCUAGACAAGCUUUAUAGAUGACAACUUGUCAAAGGCUAUUAUGAGUUCAAGAUAAGUGGCAAUGAUAAAAUUGUGUUCCAAAAUAGGUGGCAACAAAAAUGCUAAAUGGACAGAGCCUUUGGACACCGCAGCCCCCUGUGAUAGGGCAUAUCCAUAUUCGAGUUUCAUUUUAUUAAUGUUACACAAGGAAUGUGUCUUAAAAGUGCGUGAGUGUUUAUCACGUUGUACUAAUAUAAUAGUUACCAUGAUUUUUUAUUUUAUUUUUAAAUACGUAUAACGUUCUUUUUUUU